Hermetia illucens (black soldier fly) is the source of this 936-nucleotide messenger RNA. RefSeq names its product serine/threonine-protein phosphatase 2B catalytic subunit 2-like. Gene Ontology annotation, cellular component: cytoplasm; calcineurin complex. NCBI's taxonomy places the organism in Eukaryota, Metazoa, Arthropoda, Insecta, Diptera, Stratiomyidae. The transcript has a single exon. Gene Ontology annotation, biological process: calcineurin-mediated signaling. The record is from RefSeq and is a predicted model, not a curated record. The coding region runs from base 1 to 936 and encodes 311 amino acids. Gene Ontology annotation, molecular function: calmodulin-dependent protein phosphatase activity; calmodulin binding.
AUGACUGAAAUCAUUUCCUUCAUGCGAGAAUGUGAAGUAAAGUACUCCAAAAACGUCUAUGACGAAUGCAUGCUGACUUUCGACUGUCUCCCGCUGGCAGCGGUUGUCGGAAAUGUAUUUCUGUGUGUUCAUGGAGGCAUCGGACCCCAUUUGAAGUUUCUCCACGAUAUAAAUCGAAUAUAUCGCUUCAUGGAAAUUCCGGAUGAUGGAACCUUUUGCGAUCUCAUGUGGGCGGAUCCUUGGAGGCGAUACAAUGUCGACAUGAACAUACCCGACUUCAUGUACAAUGUAGAUCGUAAUAUUUCAUUUUACUUCUCAUACGAAGCUUGUUGCCGUUUUUUGGAAAGAAACAAUUUAUUGACUUUAAUUCGAGCCCAUUCUGCGGUAGCAGGUGGAUAUAAAGCGUAUCGGGUGACCAAGAAAGGAGCACCGUCAGUUUUAACUAUUUUUUCGGCCCCGGCAUAUGUAAGUGAUAGUGACGCGGCUGCAGUUCUAGAAUUUGAUAGUAAGAAAUUAACGGCCGCUCAAUUUACCGUUUCGCCGCAGCCUUAUUAUUUGCCCAAUUUCGAAAAUGCAAUCAGUUACACGUUGCCGUUCGUUGUGUUAAAAAUAUCUGAAAUCUUCUAUGCCAUAUUGAAAUACGUUACUUCAAGCGAAGUUGAUAAUGAAGAACUACUGAUAGAAGAUCGCAAUGCAUAUGCGCUACGCAGUAAAAUCCAAGAUUUCGGAAGGGCCACAUCAAGGCUAGCAAGGCAAACGGCAAAUAGUAUGAAUUUAAUGAAAUUAGGAUCUUUGGCAAAUGUAAAUUAUUCGCGAAUUAGCGAUUUUAACAACCUACAAGCAGAAUUCGGAGAAACAUUAUCUAAUUGUGCUGACGACGCUAGGAGUGCUAGGUUGCUGGAAACCUUAAAUCAAGUUGGUGAACGUUGGAUAUAA